Messenger RNA from Cervus elaphus (red deer), 1758 nucleotides. RefSeq names its product UDP-glucuronosyltransferase 2B4-like. Gene Ontology annotation, molecular function: UDP-glycosyltransferase activity. Bases 1 to 1608 code for a protein of 535 amino acids. Lineage: Eukaryota; Metazoa; Chordata; Mammalia; Artiodactyla; Cervidae. The record is from RefSeq and is a predicted model, not a curated record. The transcript has 6 exons.
AUGAACAAGAUGUCUAUGAAAUGGUUCUCACUUCUGCUGCCUUUACAGCUGACUUGCUACUUUAGCUCUGGGAGCUGUGGAAAGGUGCUGGUGUGGCCAGUGGAAUUUAGUCACUGGAUGAAUAUGAAGGCAGUUCUGGAUGAACUGGUCAUGAGAGGUCAUGAGGUGACUGUUCUAAUAUCUUCAGCUUCCACUAUUACUGAUGCCAACAAACCAUCUGCUUUUAAGUUUGAGGUUUUCCCUGUAUCUUUAACUAAAGAUGAUUUUGAAAAUGCUGUCAAGAAUUUGAUUGAGAAAUGGAUAUAUAUGGCAAAAAAUUCAUUUUGGACAAAGGUUUCAACAUUUAGAGAAUUGAAAAGCUUACUUUUGGAAUGUUCUGGAAUGCUCAUGAAAAUCUGUAAAGAAGUUGUUUUGAACAAGAAACUUAUGACAAAACUACAGGAAUCAAGGUUUGAUGUCCUCCUUGCGGAUGCCGUUGGACCCUGUGGUGAGCUGCUGACUGAGAUACUUGGAAUACCUUUAGUGUACAGUCUCCGUUACUCACCUGGUUAUUUGUUAGAAAAGUAUAGUGGAAAACUUUCAUUCCCACCAUCCUAUGUGCCUGUUAUAUUUUCAGCGUUAACUGAUCACAUGACAUUCAUGGAAAGGGUCAAAAAUAUGAUAUAUGUACUUUAUUUUGACUUCUGGUUCCAGACAUUUGAUGAGAAGACAUGGAAUGAGUUUUACAGUGAAGUACUAGGAAGACCCACUACAUUUUUAGAGACAGUUGGAAAAGCUGAUAUGUGGCUCAUUCGAACCUAUUGGGAUUUAGAAUUUCCUCUCCCAGUGCUGCCAAAUUUUGAAUUUGUUGGAGGCCUCCACUGCAAACCUGCCAAACCCCUGCCUAAGGAAAUGGAAGAGUUUGUUCAGAGUUCUGGAGAAAAUGGUAUUGUGGUGUUUACUUUGGGGUCGAUGAUCAGUAGCAUGACAGAAGAAAGAGCCAAUGUAAUUGCAUCAGCCCUUGCCCAAAUUCCACAAAAAGUUCUAUGGAGACAUGAUGGCAAGAAACCAGAUACCCUAGGGCCCAAUACCCGUCUGUAUAAGUGGAUCCCCCAGAACGACCUUCUUGGUCAUCCAAAAACCAAAGCCUUUAUAACUCAUGGUGGAACCAAUGGCAUUUAUGAGGCCAUCUACCAUGGGAUCCCUAUGGUGGGCCUUCCUUUGUUUGCUGAUCAACCUGAUAACAUUGAGCGAGUGAAGGCCAAGGGAGCAGCUGUCAGAUUGGACUUGCAAACAAUGUCAUCAAGAGAUUUGCUCAAUGCACUGAAGGAAGUCAUUAACAAUCCUUCCUACAAAGAGAAGGCUGUGUGGUUGUCCACCAUUCACCAUGAUCAGCCUGUAAAGCCCCUGGACCGAGCAGUCUUCUGGAUUGAGUUUGUCAUGCGCCACAAAGGAGCCAAGCACCUGCGGCCCGCCGCCCACGACCUCACCUGGUUCCAGUACCACUCUCUGGACGUGAUCGGGUUCCUGCUGGCCUGUGUGGCAACUGUUGUAUUUGUCAUCACAAAAUGCUUUCUCUUUUGUUACCACAAGUUUGUUAAAACAGGAAAGAAGCAAAAGAGGGAGUAGCUGAAGGCGUUGUGCCCCUAGGUGGAACUUCUCCAGUUUAUUCCAGCACAGAAGUGUUAUGAUGAGCUUCCCCUGUGACAAAACAAUUCACAAUUUAGCAUCUCAGAUCAAAAUUAUUUUCAAGUGAUUUUCUACCUGUUUACAAAUUAG